UGUUAUAUAAUCAAUGCUACAUCAUUUCACAUAUGCUCUAAAUUGUUCAAUGAGAAAGUGUCUGCUUUUUGUCAUAUUUCUAAUAUAUGAUACUGAUGAAUAAAAUAAUGAUGCAGUGGUUUGUCAUUGGCAUAUCUGGGGCGACCUGUAGCGGAAAAAGCACAUUGGCUAAUAAGAUUCUCGACAAUUUUCCAAAAUCUGUUAUGGUGCGUCAAGACGAUUAUUUUUUGCCAUCGGACGAUCCACGUCACAUUAUGAUACAGGAAUUAAAUCAUUUAAAUUGGGACCUAAUAACGAGUCUGGAUAUGCAGAGAAUGCAUUCCGAUAUUAUAAAGAUACUUCACUCUCACGAAAAUGAUGCAGUGGGUUUGAAGAAGAGAGUACUAAUACUAGAUGGAUUUUUGCUUUUCCGACACAAAGACACUACGGAUUUGUGUGAUCGUAAAUAUUUUUUGACAUUGACGAAGGAACAAUGUUGGGAGCGAAGAAAAAAUCGUAUAUACGAACCGCCCGAUGUACCGGGAUAUUUCGAUAAGGUAGUGUGGCCCGAAUAUAUAAAAUAUAAAAAUGAAAUUAUUAAAAAAAAGGAGUUGCAUGGAACUAUAACGUUUAUCGAUGGAUCUAAGGAUAUGGAACAAAUUUAUGAGAUGGUUUCUCAAGAAAUCAAUCAAUUAUUAUCUUAAAACUGUACUUAUCGAUGUAACUUUAUAUAAUUUUAAAUUAAAUAAAUAUUGUUAAUUUAAAACGAG
Messenger RNA from Formica exsecta, 749 nucleotides. RefSeq names its product nicotinamide riboside kinase 1 (gene Nrk1). Bases 87 to 683 code for a protein of 198 amino acids. The record is from RefSeq and is a predicted model, not a curated record. Gene Ontology annotation, cellular component: cytoplasm. Lineage: Eukaryota; Metazoa; Arthropoda; Insecta; Hymenoptera; Formicidae. The transcript has a single exon.